Molecule: messenger RNA, 1416 nt
Organism: Penicillium egyptiacum
Lineage: Eukaryota; Fungi; Ascomycota; Eurotiomycetes; Eurotiales; Aspergillaceae
Source: the annotation of a GenBank genome assembly
AUGGCCGACGCUCCGGUAUACAAUGCGUCUACCCCAACAGGCGGAGAUCCACUCAAGGUCGAUGUAAAUGCUCAAUAUGCAGGUGUCGAGUGGAACUAUAUUUACAUCAUCCUCUGCUCAUUCAUUUGUUGGUUGAUCAUGCCCGGGAUUGGUCUUCUCUACAGUGGUCUCGCACGGAGAAAAUCAGCGCUGGCAUUACUCUUCCAGGCGUUCAUGGUUGCGGCUGUAAUAACGUUCCAAUGGAUAUUCUGGGGUUACUCGUUGGCCUAUGCCCGUGAUGCAAGUCCAUUUAUUGGCACCCUGAAGAACUUCGGUUUGAGAGGUGUGAUGGCAGCACCAUCACCUGGCUCGGCCAAUCUCCCAGAGAUUGUAUUCUGCUUUUAUCAGCUUCUAUUCUGCGCGUGCACGGUCAUGAUCGUUGUCGGCGGAGCAUUCGAACGAGGCAACCUGAUCCCCUCCCUGAUCUUCAGCUUCUGCUGGGCGACCGUCGUCUACUGUCCCCUAGCCUGUUGGACUUGGAACAGCAACGGGUGGUUGUAUAAUCUUCCAUCACUUGAUUUCGCCGGCGGCGGCCCGGUCCAUAUCGCAUCUGGCUGGUCGGCAUUGGCUUAUGCCUUUGUUCUGGGAAAGCGCAAGAAUAUCGACCGCACUACACAUGCGAAACCACACAACACGACCUUGGUCUUCUUGGGGACGGCCUUGAUCUGGUUUGGAUGGCUCGCGUUCAACGGCGGCUCGACUCUCAAUGCUAGCGUGCGGGCAAUGCUAGCAGCAUUUAACACCAACACUGCGGCUUGCGCAGGAGUAUUAGGAUGGGUGCUGGUCGACUAUGUCAAGCACCGCGGGAAGUUCUCUGCAGUGGGAGCGUGCGAAGGCGCAAUCGCAGGGCUAGUCGGCAUCACCCCAGCUGCCGGAUUUGUGUCCGUAUGGCUUGCUGCCGUUAUCGGGUUCCUCACAAGCAUCAUCUGCGCCCUCCUCCAAGAUAUCAAUGACUGGUUACACAUAGACGAGGGGAUGGAUGUAUUCAAGCUGCACGGUAUCGGCGGGAUGGUGGGGGCAUUCCUUACUGGGAUCUUUGCGUCGCAGUCUAUUGCCGCGUUGGAUGGCGUGACCGAGGCUACUGGGGGCAUUGACGGCAAUGGAGUGCAAGUUGGGAAACAAUUGGCUGAGGUGUGUGCUAUCUCGGCAUAUUCUUUCAUUGUCUCGUGUAUCCUGCUCUACAUUCUCAAGUUCAUACCGGGGAUGCACUUGCGGGUGGACGAGGAGGUGGAAAUGGUUGGCCUGGACCGCGCGCUGUUUAUAGAUGAGCAGAUUGGUGAGCGGGUGCUGCUCGACGAUCUAGGUGGGUCUUCAUCACCGAGUGUAUUUGAUGGGCGGAUUCCUGUAGUGGUUGACUCUCAGGAAUCGAAGAAGUGA